AUGGACUUUGAGGAGCCGCUGCCGCAAACGUCCGACUUCGAGAAAGAUCGGCUGCUGGACGUAGCCGAAUACGAUACGCUACGUACUCGAUUGGCUGCAGUUGAGAAUCAUGCGCGGCAGCUCCGGGCGGGUCUUGCGAUUCGUCGAGCGAUGGAAUCGUGUGCGUCGAAUCGGAUGUCAGAGAAGCGCAGUUUUCAUAACGAUGCCGGGUUCCCAUUGCGAUGUCGAGUCGAGACGGAGCAUCUACAUGACGAACGGAUACAUUUCAAGCCCGCCGCCAGAGCACCGGUAGAGCUACGAAUCGAAGCACAGAGGCUAUUUCCGACGAAUGUCUACGGAAAACGCUCCGUGUUAAGGAUUCCACUAGACCUUCGACUUGUGACGCUUUGGAAUCUUGGCACAAACGCUGGGUUGGAUGAGGAGCGGAAGAGACCCGCCGGGUUGACAAGUCCUCUGAAUUGUUCUUCCGUUCCGAUCCCGGGGCAGUUGGCCUAUCUGUUGUGUGGCCGACCAGAGACGUUGACGCCGGCGCUGCUACUCCGAUUCAUCGUCUCGACGCGCGUCCAUGUCACAGAUGAGCAAACCGAGGCCCAGCUAAUAAUCGCCGCUGACACACGGGAAAAGCAUUUAUGCCAGAUUAAUAUCGUGAAAGAGGCGAGACAUGGGCUCUACACGAUCCACAUCUACUGCGAAAAGGCAGCGUUUCGACAGCGACUACUCACUGACCUACAGGCGCUGAUUCUUGUCACAGCAUUUGGUUUCACGCACGGACCUUCUGCCGCGCUGCGCGCCGCCCCAGAUGCCGACGUCUUGACCGAGCGGUUCGACUACCUCAUACAAGAAUUUUCGACC
Messenger RNA from Mesorhabditis spiculigera, 852 nucleotides. NCBI's taxonomy places the organism in Eukaryota, Metazoa, Nematoda, Chromadorea, Rhabditida, Rhabditidae. The record is from the annotation of a GenBank genome assembly.